GCCAAAUAUGACAUCAAGGUCAUGCGAUAAGAUGUUUACUGGAGUACACGUGUUACUAUGCCUAUCAUCUUUACUUCCCACAUUCGCUUUCUCAGCAGAAUUGAAGGCUGUAACUUUUAAAGAUGCACUUAACAUUGAUACUUCUGAGUAUCCAGAAGGAUCGAAUACAGCUCUACUAUUCACGAUCCCAGAUCGCUGUCAUGAUUGCCAUUUGUACAAAAAAUUAAUGGAUGAUAUUGCAUCAGAUGCUCUUUUUAAUGGUGAUAUUUUUUACUUGAAUCAUUCAACUGUCCCUUGGAUUGAAAAACUGCCUGCACCUGCAAUUCUUUUUCUAAAUUCCGAGCGAAAAAUUCCUUAUUUCGGUCCACUUCAUCGUACUCAUCUAGUUAAUGCUAUGCAUCAGUUUACUACAAGUGUUCAAGCAGCUCGACUAGAUGAUUCUAAUUUUGAGCAUGAUACUCAAGCUUCUACAGGUUCAACAACUGGCAAUUGGAUUGUGAUUUUCGAUGAAAUUACGCCAGAAACCUUAAAAAUAUACGAUGGAUUGUCGUUAACCCUUGGUCCAAAACAUGUAAAUAUAGGAGUUCUUGAUCCUAGUCAUUCGACGCGUACUGCUAAGCGUUUCAAUAUUAACAUUCCAUCGGCUUUUACAGAUAGCAAUCCUCUUGUUUCAGCAAUAUUGUUAAAAGGUUCCUUCAUGUAUCGAUAUUCUAAAAAGUUACACAGGAUGGAUUAUGAAAAGAUUAUUCAGUUUGCAGUUACUGAUUAUGCACUUCAUACGAAAGCUUCAAUCCCGCGUCCACGUAUGCUAUUUGAUGAAAUAGUCGAUGGUCUUGUUGCGUACACCUUGAAUUUACAAGGUGAAUUUGGUAAACCUGUUGUCCUAAUGUUUGGAGUGAUAGCGUUGUUCAGUUUCCUAAUAAUUAUUGGUCUUAUACUAGUCACAGGAUUUUGGCUAGCUGGAUCUUUUGAACACGGAAGUAGAGAGCAUACUACAGGGACAACAGCAGCAGCAACAACAACAACAUCCGUAGUACCGCAUGAAGCUGGUGAUGACAAUAAACCGAAGCCAGUUAAAAAACCGAAAGAUGAAUAAUUAUAAAAAAAAACAGAACGAAAGUUCUUUUAUUUUUUUUGUGUGUGUGUAUGAAACAAAAGAUUCUCAGUUGUAAAUUCUCUGUGCGCGUUCUUUAUGAAUUGAUAUUAUUAUAUUUUAACCUAACAAGAAAUAAUCUCAUAAACUUUGAAUUGCUGUGUACAUUUUUAUGCCUUUUUGUGUUACUAUAAAUAACUACAACUUUUCGUAUGGUUGUUUUGUUUUUAUUGUUCAAAAC
Messenger RNA from Trichobilharzia szidati, 1334 nucleotides. NCBI's taxonomy places the organism in Eukaryota, Metazoa, Platyhelminthes, Trematoda, Strigeidida, Schistosomatidae. The record is from the annotation of a GenBank genome assembly.